Molecule: messenger RNA, 1087 nt
Organism: Salvia hispanica
Lineage: Eukaryota; Viridiplantae; Streptophyta; Magnoliopsida; Lamiales; Lamiaceae
Product: transcription factor MYB1R1-like
Biological process (GO): response to ethylene; response to gibberellin
Molecular function (GO): DNA binding
Source: RefSeq, a predicted model, not a curated record
UCUUCCCACCUUCAUUCACCGACUUUCCCUCUAUGCUUUGCGAAAUUCGACGGAAAAUUCCAAUGUCGCACACCGCCGGUGAGAUUAUUCUGUUAGGCGUGAGAGUGAAAGUCGAUCCGUUGAGGAAGACCGUGAGUUUGAAUAACCUUUCUGAAUACGAGCAUCUUAGUAACACAAGCAAUCCGGAGGCGGGGAAGGAGGGCGCCGGAGCUUCCGGAUACGCCUCCGCGGAUGACGCAGCGCCUCAGCCGUUCUCCGGCAGCGUCCGCCUCGAACGCAAGCGAGCAACUCCAUGGACGGAGGAAGAGCACAAGCUAUUCCUUAUUGGAUUGCAGAAGGUUGGGAAAGGAGACUGGAAAGGAAUUUCUAAGAAAUAUGUCAAGACUCGCACGCCGACUCAAGUCGCUAGCCAUGCUCAGAAGUACUUCCUCCGCCGGAGCAACCUCAAUGGCCGGCGCCGCCGUUCUAGCCUCUUUGACAUCACCACUGAAUCGGUUGCUGCAAAGCCGAUGGAAGAGGCUAGAAACCGGCAACAGAUCACGGCUAAGCCAGUUGCACGGCCUCCACCAUUGACAUCCAAUGCCAUUGUAUGCUCAACCAUGCCAUUAUUCCCCAUGACCGUUGAUCCUGUUCUAUCAUCAAUGCAAGGAAGGAAUCAUACAUUGGAAAACUGUCAAAACUUCCCGUCAUCAGCAACGUUUGUUCAUCCUCCUUCCUCAGCAAUGGCUGAGCGGAACUUGAACCAGCAAGUUCCUAUCGAGUCAUCGCCAUUGUGUCUGAGGCUGUCCCUCUCCACAGGUCCGAACAAGUCGCCAUUGCCGGUCAUGUCUGGCUACAAAAACAGAGAUAGCAUCAUAAGUGUUGCUUGAGGAAGAUUACUUUUUUGGAAGGAGAAUAAGACCCAUGAAGAAGAGGGCACAUCAUAACCAUAGACAUUCUUGAGAAAAAUAGAUAAAGAAAUAGAUUGCUUAACUAGCUGUUUGAAUAUUGAUACCAUCUACGCACUGUACAGACUGGCACCAUAUAUUAUCUUGGACUUACCCUUGUUAUAUAUGCUUAGUAAUAUUCAAGAUUCUUGCUUUGGUUU